Dictyostelium purpureum is the source of this 3519-nucleotide messenger RNA. RefSeq lists its product as uncharacterized. The coding region runs from base 1 to 3519 and encodes 1172 amino acids. The record is from RefSeq and is a predicted model, not a curated record. NCBI's taxonomy places the organism in Eukaryota, Evosea, Eumycetozoa, Dictyosteliales, Dictyosteliaceae. The transcript is spliced from 2 exons. Gene Ontology annotation, molecular function: nucleic acid binding; ATP binding.
AUGAAUAAACAAAAACAACAAAUAUCCACAGCUCCACAACCACUACAAAAUAAAAAAUUACCAAUUCAAACAAUACCACAAAACCCAUCUCUAAUUCCUCAACAACAAAAAAAUUUGAACCCAGCUCCAACAGCAAAACCUAUUCCACAGCCAAUUGUAAAACCAGUAUCAUCUCCUCCAAAACCGCAACUCCCAUCACCCCCAAAACAACAACCAGCUUUACCCCCUCUUAAACAACCGGUACUAUCACUUCCUAAACAACAACACCCAUCACCCCCAAAACAACAACAAUCACCCCCUAAACAGCAAAUAUCCCCUAAACAACAACCAAUAAUAUCACCUCCUAAACAACACCCAUCACCCCCAAAACAACAACCACAAAACAUUAAAAUAAUAACUAAAGAUCAUGUGUCUCCCCAACUUGGUGGAUAUAAACCAUAUGGUGGUGUUACUUUAAUAAAAAAUCCAAUAAAUAAUAUAAAUCGAAUAAAUAGUAUAAACAGUGUAAAUAAUGUAAAUGUAAAUAGUAUAAAUAAUGUAAAUGUAAAUAGUGUAAAUAGUUUUAGCAAUUCUACCAAUAACAAUAAUACCAAUAAUAUCAAAAGUAAUGUUUUAAAUUUUAAAAACAACUCUUUAUUAACUAAACCCCCUGACCAUAGUAUAAACAAUAACAAUGUGAAUAAUAAUAGUAACAAUGGUAAUAACAUUAAUGAUAACGAUAGUAAUAUUGAUAAUAAUAGAAUAACAUACAACAGUAUUUUGCAAGAAAUUGAUAUUGAGGACUUUGAUAUUUCAACCAGCCAAUUUGUGUGUGGUAUAUCUCAAGAUAUAAAAAAAGAAAUAGGAGAUUCAAAGAAUGAUGAAGAAAUAACGGAAAAGGAUUUAGAAGAGGCAGUUGCGCACAGCCAAUCAUUUUUAGAUGAAUUAAACUAUAAUUUAAGACUAACCUCAAAAAAACAACAGGAUUUAGAAGAAUCCUUUAAUAACCCACAAUACAGCGAAUUUAAAUCAACUUCAUUAGCAACUCACACAACCAAAACCACGUCAAACGAUUCCCCAAUAAAUACAAAAACAACAGAUACUAAAUCAUACGUCAACAAUACUAAAAAAAUCAUUCACUACACAUUACCAACAAUUGAUAAAAAUUUAGUAAGCAAUGAUAUAACGGAAUGCUGUGAAAAAAUAUUCAAAUUACCAAAAACCGUUGGAGAUAUUUACAAAAGAAAAGGUUUAAGAAAUCUGUAUGAUUGGCAGAAGGAGUGUCUCUCCAGUGACGAUUUAUUGUUGGGUAAAAAUUUAGUUUAUUCAUUACCAACAUCGGGUGGCAAAACAAUGGUUGCAGAAAUUAUUUUAUUUAGAAAUUUAUUAAUUAGAAAAAAGAAGUCAUUAUUUAUAUUUCCUUUUGUCAGUAUUGUAACCGAAAGAGUUCAAGCAAUGUCAGAAUUUGCAUCAGCCCUUUCAUUCCAAGUUGAGGGGUAUUUUGGUUGUAAUGGUACCAUGCCGGUUGUACCGGGCCCAAGAAUGCUAAUAUCAACUAUAGAAAAGGCCAAUAUAAUUGUUAAUCAACUAAUUGAAGAUGGGUCACUAUUGGAUAUUGGUUGUGUAGUUGUAGAUGAACUUCAUAUGAUUGGUGAUGGUGAUAGAGGAGAACUAUUAGAAAUUCUAAUUUCAAAACUCUUGUUUAUGUCAAAAGGUGAAAUUCAAAUUGUUGGUAUGUCUGCAACCAUUCCAAACAUUCAAAACCUGAAGAAUUGGAUUCGUGGUGGUGUUUAUGAAGGUAAUUUUCGUCCAGUACCAUUAACCGAGUACAUCAAAAUUGGAAAUAAUCUUUAUGAUAAAGAUAACAAUUUAGUUAAGACUUUAGAAAGUCCAAAUGAUAAAGAAUCUCAUACUCUGGAACUAAUUUCUGAAAUCAUCCCAAAGCACUCAGUCCUUGUAUUCUGCCCAUCUAAAGCAAUGACAUUUAAUUUAGCAACAAGUUUAGCAACGAAAUUUCCAGAAAACAUUUUACAAGAUAAAAGAGAUCAAAGAGAAACACUAAUUCAAUUAUUAAAAUCAUCAAAUGGAAGCAAAAUCGAUGAAGAAUUAAAAAAGAUGAUUUUAGCUGGCGUAGCAUAUCAUAAUUCUGAUUUGACAAAUGAUGAAAGAGAGGUUAUUGAAAAAGGCUUUAAAGAGCGUAGUUUAUUGGUUUUAUGUGCAACAUCAACUCUUAGUACCGGUGUAAAUUUACCAGCAAGAAGAGUUAUAUUAAGAUCACCCACUAUGGGCAGAGAUUUAAUUGGCAAUAGAGUAUACAGGCAAAUGGUGGGAAGAGCAGGUAGGGCAGGUAUCGAUGAUUUUGGUGAAUCAAUUUUAAUGUGUGAACCUCAUCAAGCUGAAAAAUGUAAAAAACUAUUAAACUCUCCACUCGAUCCAUUGAUUUCAUGUAUAAAAUCAGCACAAUCAUUUCAAAAAAUUGUUUUGGAUUCAAUUUGCUCAGGUAUUGGUGAUAGUAGAUUUUCGAUAUUACAUUUUUUAUCAUUUACAUAUUAUAUUACACAUAUUAAACCACCAAAAGGGAUGAAACCAUACGAGUAUAUGGAAGGGUUGGUUAAAACUGGAAUAGAAACUUUAUUAAAAGAAGGUUAUAUUCAAGAGAUAAAGUUUGAUGAAAAUAAAAAAAUGUACAAGAAUGCCACAUUAGAUUUAAAUAACAGACCCACUGAAGAUUCAAUUAGGUACGAGGCUACAGGCUUUGGUUUUGCUUGCUUUAGAUCGUGUUUAAAUAUAAAAGAAUCCAAACUGGUUCAUGCAGAACUCCAAAAAGCAUAUCAAGGUUCAGUUGUUAUUUCAGAACCAUUACAUAUGUGCUACAUUACUACACCAUUCUUCAAUAUUCCAGAGGUCACUGACUGGAACCACUAUAUCAAUUUAUUUAGAGAAAUUUUAAAGAAACCAUCCAAAGCCAGAGUAGCCAAUGUAAUAGGUAUCAGCGAGGAAUAUAUGAUUCAACGUUUAAAUGGGUUUGAAGCAACCGAAUUCAAAGAAGAACUCAAAUAUAAAAGAUUUUACAUAGCAAUGGUAUUGUAUGAUUUAGUACACGAACAACAAUUAUAUAUGGCUGCAAAUAAAUUCAAGCUUCAUCGUGGCUCUGUUCAAACUUUAAUGCAACAGGCUGGAUCUUUUUCUUGGAUGGUAUCAUUAUUUUGUAAAAAAUUAGGAUGGAUUGAAUUGGAGCAUUUAGUGAACCUCUAUACCCAAAGACUCGAUAAAGGAGUAAAAUCCGAAAUUAUCCCUUUAGUCGAAAUCAAUGGUGUAAAACAAGCUAGAGCAAGAGCACUUUGGAAUGCUGGUUUUAAAACUGUUAAAUCAAUAGCUGUAUGUCCACCAGAUGAAUUAGCAAGAAAGGUAAAUUUGGGAAAGUUUGGCGAAGGUCAAGCAAGAAAUAUCAUCAGAGAAGCUGGGAAACUACUUGAAAAGAAAGCUGAAGAAUUCAGAGCAAAGGCAAAAGAAUUUGAACUUAUUUCAAAUCCUAAUUAG